Molecule: messenger RNA, 1013 nt
Organism: Micropterus salmoides (largemouth bass)
Lineage: Eukaryota; Metazoa; Chordata; Actinopteri; Centrarchiformes; Centrarchidae
Gene: smim7
Product: small integral membrane protein 7
Exons: 5
Coding region: 127-354 (75 amino acids)
Source: RefSeq, a predicted model, not a curated record
ACCAGAAACAAACUUACAGUCUAACUUCAGGGCAAACAAGCGCCCGAGGACACAGAAACGGUAUUGGUCAGUCACCUGAUUACGUGGCCGAACGCGGAAGUAAAGCGUCUCCGUGAUGUGAACAAAAUGAUUGGAGAUCUGUUGAUAUUCGGGACCUUACUGGUGAAUGCAGGGGCUGUGCUGAAUUUCAAGCUCAAAAGGAAGGAGUCCCAAGGAUUUGAAGAUGAGUCCAGAGCACCUACAACAGGUGACAACAUCAGAGAGUUUCUGCUCAGCCUGCGAUACUUUCGGGUCUUCAUCGCUCUAUGGAACAUCUUUAUCAUGUUCUGCAUGAUUGUAUUGUUUGGAUCAUGAUCAACAUUUGAGGCUACCGGACUUCCACCAAGAUGGACGCUAUAAAUGUCUCCUUAAUAAGACUUUGCUGUUCUUCUGGACCUUUUUAACUGUAAUUACGCUUCAUUUUCUUUGAGCCCAAACCAAUCUCCUUGCUGUACAGAAACUUUUUGUUGUAGCUGUAACUGCACCAGAACCCCUGCCUUUGCUGAAUAUGUGUUGUCUUGUGCCCUUGUGCUUCAUUAUAGAGCAUGAGCUGUUUUCUCCAGCUUGUCAGUUUACUUAUCAGAGAAACAGCAGUGUUGAAAGCAAUGGACAGCCCUCCCUUACUAACAGGAUGUUUUCUGUGGCUUGUUUCCUGUGUGUCAUCAUUUAAGGGUCUUGUUCUGCCCUAAAACCUCACAUACAGUAAUCAAAUCUGGUGUUGAAGCUUGGAUCCAACAAGACAAGAUCACUAUCACAUAAUGAACUCUAAAUCUCCUCUGUUUGUGAUAUAUGGCACAAGCAUCUUAAAUUUUACUCAGCUACUCUUGUGAGUGUCAAUACAGAAUAUCUUAAUUAAGCUUCUCAGACUUCAAUAAAAUGCCAUUUUCAUUUACUCUGGCACACGUGCUAUAAGUAAAUGUAUAUGCACUAUAAUGUAAAUGUAUCCUUUUAGCAAUAAAAAUGCUGUUUUCUCA